Messenger RNA from Stomoxys calcitrans (stable fly), 3449 nucleotides. RefSeq names its product cryptochrome-2 (gene phr6-4). Bases 50 to 1651 code for a protein of 533 amino acids. Gene Ontology annotation, cellular component: nucleus; cytoplasm. Gene Ontology annotation, molecular function: DNA binding; FAD binding. Gene Ontology annotation, biological process: circadian regulation of gene expression; entrainment of circadian clock by photoperiod. The transcript is spliced from 3 exons. Lineage: Eukaryota; Metazoa; Arthropoda; Insecta; Diptera; Muscidae. The record is from RefSeq and is a predicted model, not a curated record.
UAACUGGAAUUUUAGCGCGCACAAAAAAAAAAAAAACGCUCUCCAAAUAAUGGGAGAUAAAUUGACUUUAAUCCAUUGGUUUCGCAAAGGCUUGCGAGUUCACGACGAUCCUGCUCUACAUAGAGUUUUCCAGCGGGCUCAUGAAAAUCCUCAGUAUUGUGUUCGUCCCAUUUUUAUACUUGACCCUGGGAUAUUGCGAUGGCUUAAUGUUGGAGCUAAUCGUUGGCGAUUCUUGCAACAAAGUCUCGAAGAUUUGAAUCAACAGUUGUUGGCUUUAAACAGUCGUCUCUAUGUUGUGCGAGGUAGUCCCUCAGCUGUUUUCCCACGACUAUUCGAGGAAUGGCGAGUAGAGCUGCUGACCUUUGAAGAAGAUAUCGAACCAUUUGCUCUCAAGCGAGAUGAGGAAAUUAAGUCAAUGGCGCGUGAAAGGAAAAUAGCAGUGGAGACAUUUUGGUCGCAUACCAUGUUUAACCCAUAUACGGUGAUACAGAAGAAUAUGGGCAAAGCUCCUUUAACCUAUCAGAAAUUUUUGGAAAUUAUUGAAAAAAUGAAAGUGCCCGAACCUCAAGAGAUUGAUAAGAAACUUGAAAAUGAAUUGCCCUGCAAGGAUAGCUGGGAAGAAAAGGAUGAAAAUUGUUAUAAAGUGCCUUUAUUGGAAGAUAUGGUGACGAAUAUGGAAGCACUGGGGGUGGAGAAAUUCCCAGGAGGUGAAACUGAGGCCUUGCGCCGCUUGGAAAUGUCCCUUUCUAAUGGCCCUUGGGUGGCAGCUUUUGAGAAACCCAAUACCUCACCAAAUGCCUUGGAGCCUUCUACCACUGUUUUGAGCCCUUAUUUGAAAUUUGGUUGCCUAAGCUCUCGACUUUUCUACAAAAAACUCAUAGAGGUCCUAAAAAAACACCCGAAACAUUCUAAACCUCCAGUUUCAUUGUUGGGUCAGCUUUAUUGGAGAGAAUUUUAUUAUACCGCGGCCACAUUUGAACCGAAUUUUGAUCGCAUGAUAGGCAAUUCGAUUUGUUUACAAAUACCUUGGGAGGUAAAUGAUUCCCACCUGGAGGCCUGGACAUUUGGCCGCACUGGCUACCCUUUCAUAGACGCCAUAAUGCGUCAGCUGAGACAAGAGGGAUGGAUACAUCAUUUGGCCCGCCAUGCUGUGGCCUGUUUUUUAACACGCGGUGACCUUUGGAUUUCAUGGGAAGAAGGACAAAAGGUAUUCGAAGAAUUGCUUUUGGAUCAGGACUGGGCCCUUAAUGCGGGCAAUUGGAUGUGGCUUUCGGCUUCGGCCUUCUUUCAUCAGUAUUUUCGUGUUUACAGUCCGGUAGCCUUUGGCAAAAAGACCGACCCCACUGGAGCCUACAUUAGAAAAUAUGUACCUGAGUUGGCUAAAUAUCCUGCUGGGGCAAUUUAUGAGCCCUGGAAGGUAUCACUAGCUGAUCAGCGCAAAUAUGGUUGCGUUCUGGGGGAACAUUAUCCUCAUCGUAUUGUCAAUCAUGAAUUGGUACACAAGGAGAAUAUUAAACGCAUGACUGCGGCCUAUAAAGUAAAUCGUGAAGUUAAAACGGGAAAAGAAGAACAACCAAACGCAGGAUCCAAGAGGAAAAGAGAAAAGGCAAAUGGAUCAUCAAAUUCCAAGACAAAGAAGAAGAAACCCUAAAAGGAACCAAGGAAAUGUUUUAAACUCGGUUGAAACGAAAUACAAUUUCGUACUGCUUUCGUUGAGAAAUUAUUUGUUUUCAUUUUACUUAUCAAUUGUUAUAAUCGAAUAUUACUUUAAAAGAGGCAUGCAAGUAUUUUAUUAACAUUUAAAAUUAUAAGUUUUUAUAUUUUUAUGAAUAUAUUGCUUUUAUACAUUCCAAUGGAUAUAAUUAUGCUGUUCUACAUUUUAUAACAUUUGAACUAUACAAGAACUAGGCGAACAUUAGUAUUGUGAACCCCAGAAACUUUGCUUAUGUCGCUAAGGACUGCUUGGUGAUGGCGGUUAUUAACAAGGAGUAAGAAGAGGGCUGCAGGCCUAGAUCGAUUGUCAACUGUAUUCUCCGACAUCCUUUCGGAAUUGCCAGGACCUCCUACAGAUUUUGUCGAUAUAGGCUGGGAAAGGUGACAUAUCAAACAAGUAUAGAAUAGCUGCAACGGCACUCGCGGACAAUCAGCGGUAUAGAGCGGAGAGUCUCAGUGAGAGGCCGGGCGGAACCUAUGACCCUCGAUGUGACAAGGUGAGUUAUUGGCGCCUUUAAAUAACCAAAGACCAUCGUGUUCCCGUGGUGAUCGGUCCUUUGGAACGGAACGAGCUUGCUCACCUACAGGAGCAUGGCAAGGAUCGCCACUUCCACAUGAAAAUGUGGCUACAUAAGUGGGCUACUGUCUUGCCGCAAUCAUCUGGUUCUAGGAAAAUUUAAUGUGCAUCAUAUUUCAUGGCAUUCUCCCUUAGGUAAAGACUAGCGGGGCAUAGCUUUGGCAGAACAAAUUGAAGGCUCCACAUUUUUUACGUUGAAUGAGGAUGGCCCCACUAGGAUUACGAGGAGGUGUAGCAGCUAGCCAGACAUUUCCAUUGCAUACCCUGAUCUUCUGAGUGACGUAUCCUGGGCUCAGACCAUCUCCCCAUAAUUCUCACCAUCGACCACCCGACUUCAUAACUCACAGACGAGUGUGAUGGGAUUCGUUGUACGGACCCUACUAAACCAAGAAUCACCCCAGCUCCAAAAGCAAAGCAAUUCUUAUCCUUUACCCUUUGUUUGCCUAUAGAGAUAUACAUAAGAUAUAUAUAAGAUUCGGCCCCGCCGAACAUAGCACACCUUUACUUGUUUUUCCCUGAUUUGGCUGUCAAAAAAUCAACAAAUCACUAAAACUUAAAACUAUUUUUACUCAAAUAUACCGAAGUAAAGUUUGCAAUGUUAUCCAAACUACGACUAUUAGUAAAAUUGGCCUUCAAGCCUAAUUUAAGUCCACCUCCUCCCCAAAUAAAAUUGCAAUAUCGCAAAUUAACUGUUAACUCUUCUCAGGUUGAGAUUGUGGAUAUUAAUAUGGAUGAUGAGCAGCCCAUGUCGGAUGACAAUAAUUACACCGACCUUACUGGUUCUACAACAUCACCGAUUGACAUUGACCCUUGGCUAGAUGAAGAAGCAGCUAAAGAAGGUACCGUAGAUAUGGAAAUGGUGGAAAAGUUCAAAAAGGUUAUCGAGUAUGUUGAUCCACCGCAAAAUCGUUCAGGGCUUUAUGUGUCCAAAGAUAUUGAAAUAUGGCUACCUCCCAAAAUGCUAAGUAAAGCAACAUAUCGCUAUGAUCUGGAUGAGAGUGACAAGGGUGCGGUUCAUGAUGACACAAGAAUAUGCAAAUUUGAGGAUUAGAAAACAUCUAUCAAGUUCAUAUACAAAUCAUGCACCUAUGUUUGGAAGGUUUAAAUUGCUAAUAAAUUGACGAACUGUCUGCAUAGAAUAAUGGAGCACAAAAUGCAU